Messenger RNA from Schistosoma intercalatum, 2167 nucleotides. Lineage: Eukaryota; Metazoa; Platyhelminthes; Trematoda; Strigeidida; Schistosomatidae. The record is from the annotation of a GenBank genome assembly.
AGGAUAAAACGUUGAGGUGUUUCGUAAGGUUCCCAAGCCUUGUUUAGAUCGAUUCCAGUGAUAUGACUCAUCCUGGUUUAUCCAUCAUCAAGUUACCAACUACAGAUCUUGUAUCAGGUAACAACUCGACAGAAAGUGCGGGAGAAAAAGUCGCUCAGCGUGUCGUGUUAUUUCCAAAACAAAGUAACUCAGGAAGCCAACUUAUUUGGCGUGGCGCUUGUUUGCAAAGUAUUUUGAGUGAUGUGCCAAGUCAAAAUACUCAGUCCAGUGUUGGACAGCUAGGUAACAACUUUGGAGAAACCUUACAAAGAAAGAUAGUCAACAUAAACCCGUUUGAAGAUAAACCUUUAUCUUUGUCAUUGACGUCGGUUUGGAAUCAAAAUCAACAAGAUGCUACUAGCGAUGGGAUUUGUCCCCUGAAUUCAAAAAGCAAAAACUUGAAGAGACCUAGGAAUGAAUCCAAUCCUAAUAAUCCUGAGGGUAACAGUGAUUCAUCUGAAGAAAAAUCAUCUACAAAAGUCCGAGCAACCAAACCUCGCAUUCGGUCACAAACGAAACGUUCAGGGCGGCGAAAUGCUCCAAAACCUGUACAACAACCCCUUCUUCUAACCUUGCGACCUUUUCAUCCACCUGGAAACUUAUUACUUCCUGCAUUUGAUCUAAUGUCUAAGUUUGAUGGUUUAGUUUCAUUUGAAAAUGACAAAUUAGUAACAAAUAAUACUUCGAGUAGUUUAUCAACUAUCAAUGAAGAAAAUAUUGAAGAGACAUCAACAACACUUAAUGCUUCUGUAUCAACUACCGGUCGGAUGAAAAGUAGUGCAGGAAUAAAUGAUAUCGACUUUGAGGAAUUUAAGCAUUACAGACGUCUCAAUGGGUAUUCACUUUUCGUACAUGUCAAUAAGAAAAAAUAUGGAUCAUUUCCAGGCUCGACACUCGUUGAUGAUACAAAUGAUGCCAAUGAUAACAUGCAAACUGGCCUUGGUAUCUCUAGUUCAGGAAAAGAAAGCCAGAAAUCCAAUCGUAGAUGGCAGGCUUUGUGGUUAACAGUGCCAGAAAAAGUUAAACGCGAAUGGAAAAACAAGGCAAAGCGUCUUUUAAAACAAAUUGAACAGCAUGGAAAACGGGAAGUUCUAUCCGAAGAUAGAAAAUUAAGAGAACGUGAUCGUUUGGAAGUUCAACUCAGUCGCACACAAACAACAUUUUAUAGUUUGCUUGAUCUGGCCGCUCAUUUCCAGCUUUUAAGUGAUCGAUUUGCAACAUUUUCUAAAAAUGUUAAUGAUUAUGAGGGACCAAUUGACCCUGUAGGUGUAGAGUCGUUACUACUCGAUGGCUUAUUAACAUGUUUAAUCCCAUUGAUUGCUCUAACAAAUGAAUUGGAGCCAUUCACAGAAGUUCCUGAUCGUAAAACUAUAUGUGACGCUUUAACCAAUUUAACUUUUAUCGCUCCAUUUUAAAAUACGAAAAUUAAAUACAUUCAUAUAAAGUUUUGUAAAUAUAUCCAUGUUAUCCCAUUUUAAGUGUAAAAUAACCGUGUAAAUAAACCUUUUAUCACUAUCAAGGUUUUUUGAUCAUUUUGUUUCUUUAUAGUUUGUGUUUUUAGGGUUUUUUACUUGUCAGUAAAGUAGAUCUCUAAUGUUCACCUUUUUUAUCGGUCAUUAUUUGAAGAAAACUUGAUUUGCUAGCUAAUUUUCUUUUUCUUGUUGGAUUUAAUGAAGACUGGGAUAUUGUUUGAAAACCCUGAAUCUCUAACUCAAAUAAUUAAUCUUGAGUUUUCAUGUUAGUUCGUCACCGAAAUAGAUGUAUUUCAGUCAUUCUUUUGUAAUUAUUGACCAUAUUUACAGCAUUAGUUUAGUGAAAGUAUUUUUUUAUAACUCUACUGACUGAAUCCUACUUACACGUUUAACAGGUCUCAUUUGUGAUCAUUUGCGAUACAACUAAGUUCCUUAAUGCUAUUUACGUCGUGUCAGUUUCAAAUUUGCAACUUAAAGGUUGGAAGCCUUGCGGCACUGAACAAUCAUAUAAUAUGAUGUAGAAAUGAGUGGUAAAUAGAAAUUGAAAAUUUUAUGGAUUUCAAUCUGUUGUUUGGAACGUGCACAACAGAACUCUUCAUCCGUAUUCUUGAUAUUUGUGUGACAAUAUUUGCCUGACGGUUCUCGAUGUAUGUUGC